Boeremia exigua is the source of this 429-nucleotide messenger RNA. RefSeq lists its product as uncharacterized. Gene Ontology annotation, biological process: protein N-linked glycosylation. The transcript is spliced from 4 exons. The record is from RefSeq and is a predicted model, not a curated record. NCBI's taxonomy places the organism in Eukaryota, Fungi, Ascomycota, Dothideomycetes, Pleosporales, Didymellaceae. The coding region runs from base 34 to 273 and encodes 79 amino acids.
CGACAGCUAAGCGCACCCUCAACCCACUGCACCAUGUCGAACUCGCUUGCAAGCGUCUGGGAGGCUGCCGCGGCGUCGCCCUUUGAGCCCGCCAUCGGGAAGAACAGCCAAUUCACCCUCGGCUUUGCGCUGCUGUUUGCUUCGCUGCUCUUGACGGGCUUCUUCGGCCUCAACCGCUCGCUCCCCAACGUCCCCAUUGUCGGCGCCCCGGCCUCGAUAGCGUUUGGCUUCGGUGCUGUGUACAUGAUCUGCGCAGUCGGCGUCUACGUUUAGUCCUUGAUAUCCUGCCUGGCGUUGUAGUCUAUGGGAAUGCAAUAACUCUUCGAUCCUCCACUCCUCUUCCCCGCCCCGUCCCCACUGCACACCAUGCAGGACGAGCCGCCUGUCCUCGCAGCUGUGUCCAGCUCCGCCCGCCAGCUGUUCACACUU